Messenger RNA from Enhydra lutris kenyoni (northern sea otter), 5794 nucleotides. RefSeq names its product SOGA family member 3 (gene MTCL3). Lineage: Eukaryota; Metazoa; Chordata; Mammalia; Carnivora; Mustelidae. Gene Ontology annotation, biological process: regulation of autophagy. The record is from RefSeq and is a predicted model, not a curated record. The transcript has 12 exons. Bases 153 to 2990 code for a protein of 945 amino acids.
CAGCCAAAAAGUCGCAUAUAAUACUACGAAGUUAAACUUUCCUUUUAAAAGACGUAAAAAUAAACCCUGAAGUCGCCGGAGGAUCAUAAGGAAAACGCUGUUGAUGCAACUUCGAAACAUCGCGUCUGCAGAGAAAUUCUUUCUAGACCGCUAUGAGUCAGCCAACGAUGGGGGGCGCUGCCCCCGCCACAGCCACAGCUUCUGCAGCCACCUCUGCCACUGAGGCUCGACUGCACCCAGAGGGCAGCAGCAGAAAACAGCAGCGUGCUCAAUCACCUGCCAGACUAAGGGACAAUUCGGUCCGACAGACAACCGCGACCACCCGGUCCCCCGUGGGGGCCGGCACUAAACUCAAUUCUGUUCGACAGCAGCAGCUGCAGCAGCAGCAGCAGCAGGGCAACAAGACCGGGAGCCGCUCAGUGCCUCCGACCAGCGCCCGAGGAGGCGGAGGCGUGGCGGAGAAGGCUGCGCCCCUGGCGCCCAAAGGGGCCGCUCCGGGAACUGUCCAUCUCGCGGCUGGUGCUGAAGCAGCCCCUGCGGCGACCCUGGCCCCCGUGGGCGGCAGGAGGCCUGGCCCGUCGGAGGAGCCAUCCAGGGAGCUAGAGCCAGUGUCCGCUAAACUCGGGGAACCCCCUCCGCUCGGGGAAGGAGGAGGAGGGGGUGGGGAAGGAGGAGGAGCCGGCGGCGGCUCCGGUGAAAGGGAGGGGGGCGCUCCGCAGCCUCCGCCGCCGCCCAGGGGCUGGCGAGGGAAAGGCGUACGCGCUCAGCAGAGGGGCAGCAGCGGCGGGGAGGGGGCCUCCCCUUCACCAUCCUCUGCGGGCAAAACCCCAGGCCCCGGCAGCAGAAACUCCGGAAGCGGUGUUGUGGGGAGCGGGAGCGGUGGCGGAGGGAGCUACUGGAAGGAAGGAUGUCUGCAGUCUGAGCUCAUCCAGUUCCACCUCAAGAAAGAGCGGGCGGCAGCGGCGGCAGCCGCGGCUCAGAUGCACACUAAGAACGGCGGCAGCAGCAGCCGCAGCUCCCCGGUCGCUGGCGCCCCUGCCAUCUGCGAGCCUCUUGCAAUCCCUUCAGUCUCCCCAAUGGCGGCGGCAGCGGAGGGCCCCCAGCAGAGCGCCGAGGGCAGCGCGAGUGGAGGGGGCAUGCAGGCGGCGGCGCCUCCUUCGUCGCAGCCGCACCCGCAGCAGCUCCAGGAGCAGGAAGAAAUGCAGGAGGAGAUGGAGAAACUGCGAGAGGAAAACGAGACUCUCAAGAACGAGAUUGAUGAGCUGAGGACCGAGAUGGACGAGAUGAGGGACACUUUCUUCGAGGAGGAUGCCUGUCAACUGCAGGAAAUGCGCCACGAGUUGGAGAGAGCCAACAAAAACUGCCGGAUCCUGCAGUACCGCCUCCGCAAAGCCGAGCGCAAAAGGCUCCGCUACGCACAGACUGGGGAAAUCGACGGGGAGCUGUUGCGCAGCCUGGAGCAGGAUCUCAAGGUUGCAAAGGAUGUAUCUGUCAGACUUCACCAUGAAUUGGAAAAUGUGGAAGAAAAGCGAACAACAACAGAAGAUGAAAAUGAAAAACUGAGGCAACAGCUUAUAGAAGUUGAGAUCGCAAAGCAAGCUUUACAGAAUGAACUGGAAAAAAUGAAGGAGCUAUCCUUAAAAAGAAGAGGAAGCAAAGAUCUGCCAAAAUCUGAAAAAAAGACUCAACAGACUCCCACAGAGGAGGACAGUGAGGAUCUGAAAUGCCAGCUGCAGUUCGCGAAGGAAGAAGCCGCUCUGAUGAGGAAGAAGAUGGCCAAGAUCGACAAAGAGAAGGACCGAUUCGAACACGAGCUUCAGAAGUACAGAUCCUUUUACGGGGAUCUGGACAGUCCUUUGCCCAAAGGAGAAGCCGGGGGGCCUCCCAGCACCAGGGAGGCUGAGCUCAAGCUGCGGCUGAGGCUCGUGGAGGAAGAAGCCAACAUCCUGGGCAGGAAGAUCGUGGAACUGGAGGUGGAGAACAGAGGCCUGAAGGCAGAACUCGACGACCUGAGGGGGGAUGACUUCAACGGCUCGGCCAACCCGCUCAUGAGGGAGCAGAGCGAAUCCCUGUCGGAACUGCGGCAGCACCUGCAGCUGGUGGAGGACGAGACGGAGCUGCUGCGGCGGAACGUGGCGGACCUGGAGGAGCAGAACAAGCGCAUCACGGCCGAGCUCAACAAGUACAAGUACAAGUCAGGCGGCCACGAGAGCGCGCGACAUCACGACAGCGCCAAGACCGAGGCCCUGCAAGAGGAGCUGAAGGCAGCGCGCCUGCAGAUUAACGAGCUCAGCGGCAAGGUCAUGCAGCUGCAGUACGAGAACCGCGUGCUUAUGUCCAACAUGCAGCGCUACGACCUGGCCUCGCACCUGGGCAUCCGCGGCAGCCCGCGCGACAGCGACGCGGAGAGCGACGCGGGCAAGAAGGAGAGCGACGACGACUCGCGGCCGCCUCACCGCAAGCGCGAGGGCCCCAUCGGCGGCGAGAGCGACUCGGAGGAGGUGCGGAACAUCCGCUGCCUGACGCCCACCCGCUCCUUCUACCCCUCGCCCGGGCCCUGGCCCAAGAGCUUCUCUGACCGGCAGCAGAUGAAGGACAUCCGCUCAGAGGCCGAGCGCCUGGGGAAGACCAUCGACCGGCUCAUCGCCGACACUAGCACCAUCAUCACGGAGGCGCGCAUCUACGUGGCCAACGGGGACCUGUUCGGACUGAUGGAUGAGGAGGACGACGGCAGCCGCAUCCGCGAACACGAGCUGCUCUACCGCAUCAACGCGCAGAUGAAAGCUUUCCGCAAGGAGCUGCAGACCUUCAUCGACCGCCUCGAGGUGCCCAAGUCUGCGGACGACCGCGGCGCGGAGGAGCCCAUAUCCGUGAGUCAGAUGUUCCAGCCUAUCAUUUUACUUAUUCUCAUUCUUGUAUUAUUUUCAUCACUUUCUUACACAACGAUAUUUAAACUUGUCUUCCUUUUUACGCUGUUUUUUGUACUGUAAAUCUUUCAUCAUUUACCAUUCAUUGUAGUAUUUUCAGUUUAUUUAUUUUGUUCACCCUUCAAGACAAGAAGUAAAAGAAGUAUAAUUUCUGUAGUAAUCAAUGCUAUAAAAACACUGAAGACUGCCUAUUUCUUUAAAAAGACCCAUCUUACCACUACCAAAUUCAAAAAGAAGCCCAAGCAUUAAAAUAUUUCAGGCAAGUGAGACUGCUUUGAAUAAAACAACUCCAAGCUUCCAAGAAACAGUUGAGAAGACAGAGACAAGCAGAAAUACCCCUUCACUAACACUCACACGGUUGCCAUGGACCUGCAUAAGCAGUGGGAGAACACAGAGGCUAACUGGCACAAGGAAAAGAUGGAAUUACUGGACCAGUUUGACAACGAAAGGAAGGAAUGGGAGAGUCAAUGGAAAAUCAUGCAGAAGAAGAUAGAAGAGCUUUGCCAUGAAGUAAAGCUUCGGAGGAAAAUCAACAUGAAUGAACGUGCUAAGAUCAUCAGUCACGAUCGCGAGAAAGCAAUUCGAGAUAAAGUGCUGGAAUCUCCAAAUGACCCCAGUUCAGGGCGAUGUGAAUUUACAGGGAUAAAUCACAGGGAUGGUCUGGAAAAAGAAAAUAAAACAGAGCAGAGCUUACUCUGUGAGGGAAAUCAAAUGUGUAAGGAACAAAAAGCAACAAAAAAAUCACAAGUAGGGUUUAUGGAUCCUUUGGCCACACAGAACCAAAAAGAUUGUGAGGCCUGCCCUGGUCCGAGGACUUGGAGGGAAGAGAGCAGGAGGUGUUCUGGGGCCCUCAACUUGGCUCUUGAAGAACUUGCCAAAGUUAGUGAAGAGUUAUGCAGCUUUCAAGAGGAAAUCCGAAAGCGGUCCAACCACAGAAGGAUGAAGUCAGAUUCGUUUCUUCAGGAAAUGCCAAAUGUAAUUAAUAUGCCUCACAGAGACCACAUGGUCAAUGAUGGCCAGGGCAUUCUUCCCCUCAAUUUAGAAAAAGAAAAGCAGAAAAAUAGGAAGAACCUAAGUACCAAUGUGCUCCAAAGCAAUUCUCUGAAGACAUGUGAACUAGAUACAAUUGAUCUGCAAAGAAAUGAAAUUCCACCACUUCCUCCUCCAAGAAGCACAUCUCGAAAUUUUCCCAGCUCCUAUUCCGAAAAAGCUCAUGAAAGUUUGAAGGAAAGUUUAGAUCACUGCAGCCACGUGGCCCAAGAGGGUCAAGAUGAAAGGAACUGCAGUUCUGAUUUCCUUUUGAGGCACAAUGAGAUGCCUAUCCUGUGUCUAAAUGAAGGCAAGAGUUUGAAAGAUGGUAUCAUGUCUCCUUCUUUGGCCCCCAAAGCCAAAAUAGGUAACAAGCCUUCAUGUAAUGAAAAUGUUGGACUUAGCAUGUGGUUGUAUGACCCUGGGAUCAGUGCAAAAAAUAGUCCCUCUCCAUUGUGGUUUCAGAAAACCUGCUUGACUCCCAAUAAGCCAAAGUGUGAAAAGAUGGUUCCAGAUCACCCUACUAAAGCUCAUCCUGAUCUGCAUAUAAGCAGUGACUAUAGCUCCUUGGUGACAGAGAGCAGCGGCCCACUUAAAAGUUUCAGUUGUGGCUUUAAGAGGACAACUAGGAAUGAAAAACUGGCAGCAAAGACUGAUGAAUUUAACAGAAUUGUAUUUAGAACAGAUAGAAAUUGUCGGGCAAUACAGCAAAAUCAAAGCUACUCAGAAUCAUCUGAAGAUCUUAAGCCCUGUGAUAUCUUAAUUACUCAUACAGGUAGCAUCUCAGAAAAUGACAAUGUGUCUGAUAUUCUGAAAACCAGUGUCCACGUGCCUGUGCCCAGAGAAAAUGUGCCUGACAAUCCCACCACAAUAUCCACAACAGGCCUUGUUAAACCAACGCAGGAACACAUGAGCACCAGCAGUUACCGCAAUAUGCUCCAAGAGCAUGACUGGAGACCCAGUAAUUUGUCUGGUCGGCCAAGAUCAGCUGAUCCUAGGUCAAAUUAUGGUGUUGUGGAAAAGCUGCUGAAAACCUAUGAGACAUCCACAGGAUCUGCAGUGCAAAAUUCUAAAUGCAUCCAGGAUAACUGGACCAGAUGUAAUGCUGAUGUCAGCAGUGGGCCCACGUUAAGUCAGCAUUUAGAAAUACUUCAGUUAGAACAAGAGCUUCAGCAAAAGCCAACUGUGUGUGGAGCACAGCAAGUGAAACAAGGAGUAGACUGGAGAAAGAUAACAGAGGAAUCCAUGGCAGUGAAAUCUUCGCAUGGAAAAGGAUUUUCCCGACCGGCUAGACCAGCAAAUCGCCGUCUCCCUUCCAGAUGGGCCUCAAGAUCUCCAUCAGCGCCCCCUGCCGUGCGGAGGACUGCCCCCAGCUAUACCAUUUCUUUGAGAUCCGCAGCAUCAAUGGUCUGAGUCUCUGGCCUGGAUUGCUAGAUGACAAAAGUCCUAAUUGCCAAACAGAGCAUUCCGAGUGUUUACAGCCAAUCCUAUCUCUUCUCUGUCUUUCAAGAUCACUGGGACAAACGAUUUCAAUCUUAACUUCCCAUCAGUCUUCAGUGUUUUUAAUCUAUGGAAUAAUUAUCUUCCUGUAUUUUGAUUUCUUAGAUCAGAAUUUUUUAAUGCCAUCCUCAUUAAUUUGCCAAUAUGAUUUUGAGUUGAAACAAUGUACUAUAUUGUAUAUUCGAACUUUCUUGCAAGUAGCAGAAAGCAAGGUUAUGUGCAUGGCCAUGUGUUUGUAGAUGCAUGUGUUGCAAUGAGAAGUAUCCUAGUAUGUAUUUAGAUAAGAAAAACAUAUGUGCUAGUGUUGACUUUGAAAUUAUAACCUGUAUACCUAUGUA